UAAACACAAAUUUGUUACUAUUUAGGGAAAAGACGUUCAGUCUCUCCCCUUUGUCUCUCUGGCUUCCGGCCAGCACGGCGGCGUGCGGCGACCUUUGCAAACCAUAGAGCUGUUGGCCCGCGUGGACCUGGAGGCGGCCAGAGCGCUUAUGGCGGUGAGCACAAUAGACGGCGAUCGUAAUUUGCAAAGGGCGGCAACGGCAGGGACGAAUGCAAUCAACGACAGUGAUGUUCACAGCAUUGUCCUGUCCUAUCUAAUUCAUAAUUGUUUCAAGGAGACAGCACAAACAUUUCUUGCUUGUACUGGGAUGAGCCAACAUGUCGAUUAUCUUGUAGAAAUGGAGAAACGAAAAACAAUUCUCCAUUAUAUAACUGAGGGGAAUGCUCUCAAAGCAACAGAACUAACAGAACAGCUAGUGCCCAACUUGCUGGAGGACAACAAAGAUCUGCAUUUUGAUCUGCUUAGCCUUCACUUUAUUGACCUAGUGCGUUCAAGAAAAAUCAAUGAAGCAUUGGAAUUUGCUCAAACCAAACUCACGCCAUUUGGAAACGUGGCAAAGUACGAUGAGAAGCUGGAAGAUUUUGCCACGCUGUUGACUUACGAGGAGCCUGAGAAAUCUCCAAUAUUUUAUCCUCUAAGCCCAGAGUAUCGAGAAAAUAUCACAGAUAAUCUGAAUAGGGCUAUCCUAGUCCAUGCAAAUCUCCCAAGCUAUUCUUCCAUGGAGAGAUUGAUACAGCAAGCAACUGUGGUUGGACAAUAUCUACAUGAAGAACUCGGCAAGAUAUGGUAUAUGGUAAAGACAGAGCAACAAGCCUUGUUACGGAAGAUCUAUGAUGGCUGCACAAAACAUGACUGAUGUGGAUGCUGGGUUGAUCAUAUCGGAUGACAAUUCACUUGUUAAAAAAGGAGUUGAAGUUGAUUCGAUGUCAAAUCAACAACCUUCUAUUACAUUAAGGGCAUCUCACUCUAAGGAGAAAAAGAAAUCAUCCGUUGACAGAGUUCAAAAAGUUUCGAAGAGGGCAAAGACUUUAGCUGUGCAAAAUGUCGAUUCUGACUUCAAAUUACUCAGUGCUCAGGUUGAGGGAUUUAUGCAAACUAUUACCUCACACUUUGAGUCAAUGUCAUCUUGGGUUCAUAGUAAAUUCUCAAAAAUGCCAUAGGUUCUUGAGAUGUUGGAUAAGUAUUGUUUCGUUGGUAGGAACAAGUACAAGACUGCUUAAGUAAUUUGUGAAGAUCCUGUGAAGGUUGAGUUAUUGUUCAGUUUGGAUCCCUAUGAAGUUGAAGAUUUUAUACUCAGUUGCUUAGAAUAGUAUGUUUGUGAUGUUGUUGGAUUUGAUGAAUAUUUUUUUGCUUUUAUCAUUUUUGAUAUUGUGGUAAAUGUUUUGAUUAUGCAAGACCAUUGACAGAGUUGUUGCCACCAUAUUGCGUUUUUUUUAAUAAAAUGGUUCUGUCCAUGACUCUGUGUGAUUAUUUUUGUAUUUUACUUAUAAGGAUAAAAUGUGAAUUUUAGCUGAUUCUCAUUCCAUAAUUUAAGUCAAACCAAGCAACAUUAAUGGGAAUAAUAUCCAUUCUAGUAUCUAUAUCAAGAACCAUCAAUCCAGUAAUCAUUCCUAUUAUCAUUAACACCUCAAUCAAAACCCAUUAUCAUUCCCAAAUACCAAGCGCCCCCUUAGCUCUACAUCCAUUAACUAGAUUAUGAACUAAGCAUACAUCAUCAUCUACUUAGCUUUACAUCCUUUAACUAGAUUAUUGAUGACAUCAGUUGUUAUAUGAUGUAGAUAAACAUGACACCAUCAUCGUUAAACUAUAGAAGACGUAGAUUAUUAUGCACUUUGUGGAAUAUGUAUGGAAUGCUCAUGGGUUGUUUAGUUGUCUUACUUUAUCAAAUUUCAAUACUUGCAUAUCGUCGAAGAAAGAUUCGUCAAAUAAAAAGUAGGGAGGACAAAUCGAUUGCACGUGUGAAAUUGAUGUUCAACCUUACAAAAGAGAGCGAUGAAAUAAGUAUUAGUGAACUUUAAAUGGAUAGUAGAACAUUCAGGAUAUUGUGUGAUAUGGUUCAAGAUGUUGAAGGUUUAAAAGCCACAAAAAAUGUCACCAUUGAUGAAAUUUUGACCUUAUUUGUCUACGUGUUGGCACAUCAUAAAAAAAAUUGAAUGAUGAGUCUCCUUUUUAAAUGAAGUCGGGAGACAGUGAGUCGUCAUUUCAAUCUAUGUCUUCGAACAAUUUUACAACUGCACAACAUAUUGUUUAAGAAACCUGAAACGAUACGCGAUGACUAUGAAGAAGAUAGAUGGAAACCAGUUAAGGUAAGCAUUUUUUAAUCACCUAUAAUUCUUCAAUAUAUAAUUCUUAUAAUUAAAAAUUAUUAUAGGGUUGUUUAAGUGCUUUAGACGGUACUUUUAUCCAUGUGACACCCCCUAAAGAAGAAAAAUAACGUUAUCACACAAGAAAGGGGAGGAUUGCAAUAAAUGUGUUGGGAGUGUGUUGCCCACAAAUGCAAUUCAUAUAUGUGUUAUCUGGAUGGGAAGGUUCUGCCCAUGAUGGUCGGGUAUUUCGUGAUGUCAUCAGUAGAUCAUCUGGUCUUAAAAUCCCCCAAGGUAAAUAACAAAUACUUUUUAUUUGAAGUUGGAUGACAGAGUUUCAAAUUUCCGGAAUACUUGCAUUUAUUAAUGUAACUAGUGUCCUUGGUUUAGGCGGUUAUUAUUUGGUCGAUGCUAGAUAUUACAACUCAAAUGGAUUUUUGGCACCUUAUCGAGGGCAUAGGUAUCACCUCAAUGAAUGGGAAGGUCGUCGUCCCGAGACAGCCGAAGAAUAUUUUAACAUGAAGCACUCUAGAGCUAGGAAUGUUAUUGAGAGGUGUUUUGGAUUAUUGAAGGGCCGUUGGAAAAUCUUAGCUUCCCCUUCAUUUUUUCCAAUGCAAACCCAAGUUCCUAUUAUCAUUGCUUAUUGUUUGCUUCAUAACUUGAUCCGUAAAUUCAUGAGUCAUGAUCCUCGAGAGUGUAUUCCUGAUGAAGAUGAACAAAGUGAAGAUGAUGAUAGUGAUCGCGGGACUGAAACGGAGUACAUAUGUAUAAUUGCCCCAACUGAUCAGUGGACUACAUUUAGGAAUAAUUUAGCACAACAAAUGUUUAACAAUCGGGAAAAUGAAGUAUUUGAUAUAGAAUGACUUUCAUUGUUGUGAUGUUUGUUCUAUUGUCUAUGCAAUUUUGUGAAAACUUUUAUAUGCACUCCUUAUUUUGAUGUUUGUUCCAUUUUAUUUGUUGCCUAUCAACAAAAAAAAUUAUGUGUCAUUAAUAUUCUUUCAACCAGAUUUGAUAUUCUUGUAAUUUCAUUGUUAUAUUAUAUGUCAUAUUAUGUAACAUUCUUCCCCCUUCAUAUUAUAUUUUAUGUGAUUCUGAUAUGACCUAGAUAGUAGGAUGGAGAGUAAUCCUGAGGAAUCUGUGAGAAAUAAUGUAACACGAGAAAGAGGUAAAAACAAAGUGGAGAGUUGGGCAUUAAUAAGAUGUUUGCAAGAUAUGGCAACCGAUCCUCUUUGGAAAUAUGACGGAGGAUUCAAGAACAACUACAUGGUCGAGAUAAGAAAGAUUAUGAUCCAAAAGCUGACAACUUUCACAAAUUUGUCAGUCAUAUUGAAUCUAGGAUCAAAACCUUAAAGAGGAAAUUCCAUGCUAUAAUGAAAUAUGUAGGCAAAGUGGUUGUACUUGGAAUGAUGUCGAAAAGAAGAUAGCUUGUGAAGAAACAUGGUAUCUUGAAUGGAUUAAGGUACGUGUAUUAGUCAUUAUUUGUUUUUUUUUCAAAUUACAUGCUAUCAAACUUUGUUAAAUUGAUUGUUAUAACUUUCAUUAUUUGUUUUUUUGGACAAAAUCACAAUGACACCAAAAGUCUCUAUAAUAUCAUUCCCUU
Zingiber officinale is the source of this 3903-nucleotide messenger RNA. Its product is annotated as glucose-induced degradation protein 8 homolog. The transcript has 7 exons. NCBI's taxonomy places the organism in Eukaryota, Viridiplantae, Streptophyta, Magnoliopsida, Zingiberales, Zingiberaceae. Bases 149 to 856 code for a protein of 235 amino acids. Gene Ontology annotation, cellular component: cytoplasm. Gene Ontology annotation, molecular function: protein binding. The record is from RefSeq and is a predicted model, not a curated record. Gene Ontology annotation, biological process: cell surface receptor signaling pathway; cytoskeleton organization.